AUGGACGAGAAGCCUGGGCCAGUCACGGUCGAAUAUGGACCAACUGAUACAACAAGCGACAUUCAGCCUACUCAGAGCAAUGAGCCGGGCAUCGACGUUGUGGUAGUAUCGCACAAGAGACCUUACGGAGAUGUCAACUUCAUAGGCACAUACGUGGCUGCAGGGCUGGGGGCAUGCAGUGUAUAUGGCGCCUUUGUUCUGCCAGCUACAUCGCUUUCGUACAUCAACACAGCGAUUGGCCCUUCAGCGAAUAUCACCGGGGUCGUCCUAGCAUGGACGCUGUGUCUAGCCGUUGGCUAUACUUUGGUCGGCCGUCUUUCAGACAUCUUCGGUCGGAGAUGGUUCUUCAUUGGAGCCUCCUUGCUCGCGACCCUGGGCACGAUCAUUGGCGCUACAGCCCACGACGUGAAUCAGCUCAUCGGCGCCAAUGUACUGCUCGGACUUGGAGCGGCGGUACAGCUGUCCUUCAACUAUAUCCUUCCGGAACUUGUCCCGAUGAAGGACCGCUUCUACGUGGUCAGCCUGAUCUUCAUUUUCGCUCUCCCCCUUUCCGGCUUUGGACCUGUCAUUGGCCGACUCCUGAUUGUGCAUACGACUGCUGGAUGGAGGUGGUUCUACUACAUCAAUAUCAUCCUCAACGGCUUGUCGUCCUUGCUGUAUUUCUUGUUCUACUUCCCUCCUGCCUUUGGAAAACUGCACCGCAAUCGAUCACUAUGGCAAGAGAUUAAGGACCUGGACUUUGGGGGCAUAAUCCUCUACAGUGGUGGCUUUCUGGUCCUCUGUAUGGGACUGUCUUGGGGUGGUGUCGUUUAUCCAUGGGGUUCGGCCCAUGUCAUAGCCACGCUGGUUGCCGGGGCUGUGACUGUCGUGAUUUUCGUCCUUUACGAGAUCUACAUGCCUCUCAACCGCCCGCUCGUCCCAAUGCAUCUCUUCAAAAGCCGUGACUAUUGCGUCUUGACGGUCAUCAGCGCUGUUGGCGGCAUGCUGUACUAUUCCCUGAACGUCAUCUACCCAACGAUGAUCGCCGCUCUUUUCACAACGGACCCCGUUCGUGGUGGCCUGCUUGCCUGUGCUAUCGGCGGCGGCGUCGCGGCUGGCCAAUUCUCCUCCUCGCUAUGGGCUAAACCUGGAGGUCAAUUCCGCUGGAAGCUUUUCUUCUCCGUCGUGGCCUGCACGGCCUUUACGGCUGCAAUGGCCGGAGUCAAAUACAACGAGCAUGCUGCGUCCGCUCUCAUGGUUCUAGCCUCCUUCUUCAUCGGCGCCCUGGAGUCACUGGUCGGCAUUGCCAUUACUUUCUGUAUCAAAGAUCAGUCUGAGAUUGGCGUCGCUGUCGGAGUAUAUGGUUCCGUCCGUUCUGCGGCAGGCUGUCUGGCCACCUCCUUAUUUGCUACCAUCCUGAUGAACCGUGUCACCCACAACAUCGAGCACACGGUUGUACCGGCUCUCGUCGAGGCUGGUCUGCCCGUUGCUUCGGUGAAGCCAUUCCUGACGGCUCUGGAGUCUGGCAACAAGUCCGCCAUUGCACAAGUUCCUGGUGUCACCACCUCAGUCAUUGGCGUUGCGGUGGAAACGACAAAGUGGUCGUACUCGAACGCUUUCUCGUUAGUCUUCCUGGUUACGUUGGCUUUUGGUAUCUGCUCGUGCAUUGUUGCGUUCUUUUCAGCAGAGGUGGAGAAGUACUAUACCGAUGAUGUGGUUCGACAGCUGGAUAGGGGGUUCUUUGGAAAGCAUCGUGCUGCAUCUGAGGAUACAGAUAAGAUCUAG
This is a messenger RNA of Zasmidium cellare ATCC 36951, 1764 nucleotides long. RefSeq lists its product as uncharacterized. The transcript has 3 exons. Gene Ontology annotation, molecular function: transmembrane transporter activity. Gene Ontology annotation, biological process: transmembrane transport. The record is from RefSeq and is a predicted model, not a curated record. NCBI's taxonomy places the organism in Eukaryota, Fungi, Ascomycota, Dothideomycetes, Mycosphaerellales, Mycosphaerellaceae. Gene Ontology annotation, cellular component: membrane. The coding region runs from base 1 to 1764 and encodes 587 amino acids.